Molecule: messenger RNA, 928 nt
Organism: Pneumocystis murina B123
Lineage: Eukaryota; Fungi; Ascomycota; Pneumocystomycetes; Pneumocystales; Pneumocystaceae
Exons: 4
Coding region: 27-878 (283 amino acids)
Cellular component (GO): kinetochore
Molecular function (GO): nucleic acid binding
Source: RefSeq, a predicted model, not a curated record
AAAUAUUGGAAUUUGAAAAUCAAAUUAUGGAUAGUCAGGAUGAAUCAACUCUACUUAACGAAGAUGAUGAUGAUUACCUGACUAUGGCGCUUCCUGAUUUAUCUUCUUCCUUAAUUUCUACUAGAGAGAGAAAGGUUUACGCACAAAGAGAAAGAGGUAUAUGUAAAUCGUAUCAAGUGAGAGAACAUGAACGUCGGAAAGAGGCUCUUAGUUCAUCGUUAAUGGAUUUUGAAAAGCCCAGUAAAGCUAUGACAAUGAUGUUUAAAAUGGGUUAUAGAAAAGGUGAAGCUUUAGGUCAAAAGCAAUCUGAAGGAAAACUAGAACCUCUUGAGAUAAAUAUGAAAACUGAUCGUUUGGGUAUUGGUCAUAAAACAAUGCAAAAACAAAAGAUUGAACAAGAAAUUCAAAAGAUACGGGAGAAUGAAAUAGAUUAUGAAUCAAGAAUGCGUUUGGAGCGUGAAAAAAAGUAUCUUGAAGCAAAAGUUUUAGAAGCGCAGAAAGUUUGUGAGAAUUUAGAUAAAAAAGAGUCUCUAGAUGAGCCGCGUAAGAUUAAUGUUUUAUGGAGAGGGUUAGUUGUACAAAGAAUUGAGAAGGAGAUGGAAAAACGUAGAAGACAUGGGAUUUUUGAUAGACCUGAAGAUUCUCAGGAUUUUUUAUCAGAUGAAAUUAAACCGCCUCGUCACACACAUAUUGAAUGGAAUGAAGAUGAAGAUAUGGAAUUAUAUGCCUUUAAUCAAUUGGAUCCUGGAAUUCGGUUGGAGAAAAUUUUGGACUUUCUUCGUCAAAAUUAUAAUUACUGUUUUUGGUGUGGAUAUGCCUACCAGAAUGAGGAAGAGCUUUCAACGUAUUGUCCUGGAAAAAAAGAAGAGGAUCAUUAAAUGAAAAAAUCUAUAUAUUAUUAUUAAAUAAUAGGGUUUUGUUUUGCAUA